CCGGCUGCUGUGUCCUGGAAUUCUGAGAUUUCUCCUGGAGAGCCAUUCAUGCCAGGAGAAAACCCGAGAGACAGCACCGAGACUGCCAUGUUCUCAGAUUUACAUUACUGAUCUUCAAAUGAAAUAGACCGUUCUGUGAAGGCAUGAAAUAUGAAGCGCUACAUAAGUAGUUGUUCCAUAAUAUCUGCCAAGAUGAGGAAGAAUACAAUGAAGACACCACUGAGCGAAAUAGCAGUGUGUGCUUUCAGAGUAAAUUCUCUUUGAGAAGGAACCAGAGGCUGGUCAUAAAACUUCAAGCAAUCUACAACUGUAUGAAUUAGAAAGUCCUUCCCUUCUUGCCUUUACACACAUUUAGUCAAUUGGCAUCCCAAAAUGAGUGAGAUUGAGCUGGCAGAGGCCCAGCUCUCUGAGUUAGAGCUGCUGGCCAGUAUGUUCCCCAGCGAGGAUGAGUUCAUGGUGAAUGACCAGCUGGCUUUAGCUGAACUGAAAGAUUGUAUUGCAAAGACGACCAUGGAAGGGCGGUCCUCAAAAAUUUACUUUACACUUAAUAUCAACCUGGAUGUAUCUGAGGAAGCGACGGUAAUGUUCUCACUGGCCUGCAUCCUUCCUUUCAAAUACCCUGCCGUUCUACCUGAAAUUACUGUCAGGUCAGCCUUCUUAAAUAGAUCCCAGCAGACUCAGCUGACUACAGACCUGAAUGCAUACUUGCAAAAAAACUACUGCGGAGACGUGUGUAUAUUGAAUGCCACAGAGUGGGUUAGAGAACAUGCCUGCGGGUAUAUCAGCCGAGAUGCCACAUCUGCCACCACAGGAAGUACAGCCCAGUCACUCGAGCCUAUUCUCACCCGGCUCUGGAUCUAUAGCCAUCACAUCUACAACAAAUACAAAAGGAAGGAUAUUCUAGAAUGGGCCAAGGAGCUUUCUCUGUCUGGGUUUAGCAUGCCCGGGAAGCCUGGUGUGGUUUGCGUGGAAGGCCCACAAAGUGCCUGUGAAGAAUUCUGGUCAAGACUCAAAAAAUUAAACUGGAAACGAAUUCUCGUUCGCCAUCGGGAAGACAUUCCUUUUGAUGGCACAAGUGGCGAACUGGAAAGACAAAAAAAGUUCCCAACUUUCGAAGAAAAAGUGUUCACUCCUCAUGGAGCCAGAGGAAAUCACAUGGACUUUGGUCAGCUGUAUCAGUUUUUAAAUGCCAGAGGAUGUGGAGAUGUUUUCCAGAUGUUCUUUGGCGUGGAAGGACAAUAACUGAGAGUGUUUUGUCACUGUUGGUCUUUUGAUUUUCCUAUCCUUUCUUUCUCAGAAGGUCAAUCCUUUUACUUUAGUCCCGUCCUAGAGAGUUAUGGAGAAGAAAAUUUAAAAGCGAGAAUAAAGAAGAUCUGAAAUAUA
Molecule: messenger RNA, 1383 nt
Organism: Echinops telfairi (small Madagascar hedgehog)
Lineage: Eukaryota; Metazoa; Chordata; Mammalia; Afrosoricida; Tenrecidae
Gene: RWDD2B
Product: RWD domain containing 2B
Exons: 7
Coding region: 373-1242 (289 amino acids)
Molecular function (GO): protein binding
Source: RefSeq, a predicted model, not a curated record